Jaminaea rosea is the source of this 2650-nucleotide messenger RNA. RefSeq lists its product as hypothetical. The transcript has a single exon. Lineage: Eukaryota; Fungi; Basidiomycota; Exobasidiomycetes; Microstromatales. The coding region runs from base 74 to 2383 and encodes 769 amino acids. The record is from RefSeq and is a predicted model, not a curated record. Gene Ontology annotation, biological process: mitochondrial L-ornithine transmembrane transport. Gene Ontology annotation, molecular function: L-ornithine transmembrane transporter activity.
CUUGCUGCUCCUCCUCAUUCACGCAUUUCCGGCGCUCAGCUGAAAUGAUCACGCUGGCUGCAACACCCUAGUGAUGGAGGCGGCUGCCGCACCAGCUGUGGUCGAGGCUGAGCCCUCGUCCUCUACGUCUUCUCAACCACCCGUCUCAGCAGCCAGGCGCUGCAAUCGAGCGCACAGUCGCUCCUCCUCCUCCUCCUCCAAAGAUGGAGCAGACUCUUCGACCAGCCGCAAAGAGUCUCUAGGUGGUGCUCUUGCGCGUGCAACUCUCGGCUCCCUAGCCUUCUUCUUUCGCCUCCCAAUCCGACUCUUUCGACCCGUCAAGCUCUCAUCAUGGACGGUUCUCGAGUCCUUUGCCAAACGAGAACAGAAGGCACUCUCCUUCGGCUACGUGCUACGGCUCCUGAGGAGAGAGAACAAUUACUUCAUCUUCCACCUUCUGGGCCCACCGAUACUGUUCAAUACCCUCAUAGGAUUCACGCUUUUCGAGAGCUACUCGAUUACCGAGGCGAGAUUGUUGAGGAGACAUAGACCAGACUUGAUUCAAGGCAAUGAAGGAGACGAGGGGGACCAAGGAGAUCGCAUGCUAGGCGCUGCCGCCAAGAAAACGACAUGGACCCCGCUCUGGAUCGUCACAGUAGCAGGAGCUGCAGCAGGAGCGGCCCAAUGCAUCCUCUCCGCUCCCCUGGACAAUGUCAGGCUGGUCCUCACCUCGCACAAGCAACCGCAGCAAGGUAGUAGGAGAAGCAGGCAUGGGCGUCAUGGCACUGGUAGCAGCUCGGCAGCUCGCCAUCCCGCCCACAUCUCCUGGCGCUCAAUCUUUCGAGCGGCCCUCCUCCCCUUCGCGCCUGAGCAGACACGCAACAAGCUCGUCAAGGCAGUUCGGCAUGCAAAGAACGAGCUGAGACCCCCCAGCACCGACGCGGCCUCAAAGGCAGCGCAGUACUUCAACAAGGAGCAGCGCCGACUCUGGCAGCAGAGGCUCAAGAGGCUCGGGGGCUCAGUGCAUGGUGCAGGGCUGGUCAUGUCACUCUUCCGUGACGCAAUCGGAUUCUCGAGCUUCUUCCUCCUCUUUGAGGUGUCGAGGCGCGCCGCCCACUCUUCCUCGACGACCAUCGAUAGGAGCAUCGCCUGGUGGUCAACUUCUGCCACGCUUCCCGCUCAGGCCUACGACGCGGUACGAGGCCAGUCUGCCGUCUCAUCCGAGAAGCGCGACGACGAUCAAGACGACGACGACGACUUCUACCAUACUCAAUCGCUCCGAGCAGACCAGAGCUACAACGCCAGUAGAACGAAGACCGGCAGAGUAGUAGCCGCUUUCGUCCUCAUCGUGGGCGGAGCAGUGGGCGCCUUCGCCUACGAAGCGCUCGGGCGUCCCUUCGAGCUGAUGCGGCUCAUUAUCUGGCAAGGGAGACAGCAGUGGCAGAAGGCGAGGGAGGCGGAGAGGGCAAAGAGACGGGCAGGGGGUGGAAGAAGUUUGAGGAAGGCCCGAUUGAGGGCUUCAAAUAGGAGAGGACAGACAGCUCUACUGUCUGCGAAUAGCAGCUCGAGCAGGCUGGAGAGUCUGUUGACGCUGCGUGUAGCCAACUCCGCGGGGAGCAGAAUUAGCAGAUUGCAGGCUGUGCUCAGCCAGAGUCAUCCGCCGCACCCGCUCAGGAAGACAGGCAAGAGGAUUGCGGAUGUGGCUACUGCGGAGAAGAGGAGCAGGAGAGGCGCAAAGACCUCCGCCGCUGCAAAGGCUGGCGCAGGAGCUGCGAAGCAACAUGCACAGGUCUCUCCAUAUCCACCGGGAGCCCUCUCCCUCCUUCUGGCGCACGCGGAACGCACCUCUACCCUAGCCUACACCUCGUCGAGUCGCAAAUUUCGCACAGCGGUGCCGUCGUCUGUCUUGCUGCUGCAUACCUACUUCGUGGCCCCGUAUCUUGCGACGAGCGAAGUCACCUCCUACAACAGUGGUGGUAGUAGUAGUAGCAGCGGAUUGGCAAGAGCGGCUGCUGCUGGGACGGAAGCGGUGAAAGGCGAGAACAGCACAACGGUGCUGGGCGAGCGCACACGCACAGCCUCGCCCACUACUCGCUCAGCAGCCAAACUGCUUCGCCGGUGGACGAACAGCAAUCCUGUUUCCUCGACUUCCCUGUUUCCCUCUACUUCUCUCGCCUCCCCUUCUUACUCGCCUCCUUCCUCAACCUCGUCAGGCGCAUCUCGCGCGCGGCUACCCCUCUCCUACCUUUUCCCCCGGCGACCUCGCGAGGCUCCUGGGUCAUUGGGGACGAUCGGUCAGGCAAGAAGCUGGGGAUCGGGGAGAGCGGCGUGGGCGCUACGUCGGUUGGCGAGCCCGUACGGCGUGGGAUUCCUGGUGUUUGCAUGGAUGAGUGGGGAUGUGUAGCGGACGUAACAUCACGGCCGAGAGGCAUCGCAUUGAUAUACUAGAUUUCGUUGGAUAAGCUAGCAGCGACAGAAUGAAGGGGAGAGGCAAGCGAUAGAUAUAAGCGUAAGACCGGCGAUAGGCAACGCGCAGCCUUGAAGCCAGCGAGACCUUAUCUUCGCCUUCACCUUGCCCACAAUUAUCACCACCGUCAGCCUCCCGCACGCACUUACGCACACGCUAUGCUACGCUGAAUGUCUCGGUAGUUUGAAUAAACUUUCUCGCCAG